Molecule: messenger RNA, 2693 nt
Organism: Dioscorea cayenensis subsp. rotundata (Guinea yam)
Lineage: Eukaryota; Viridiplantae; Streptophyta; Magnoliopsida; Dioscoreales; Dioscoreaceae
Exons: 6
Coding region: 351-2219 (622 amino acids)
Molecular function (GO): chromatin binding
Source: RefSeq, a predicted model, not a curated record
GAGUGGCUCGUGCUUCUCUCUCUCUCUCUCUCUCUCUUCUUAGAAACCCCACAAAGUCUCUUGUGCUGAAGCUGCCGUUCGCUCUCUCUGAAUGUGCGACCAGAGAAAGAGAGAGAGAGAGAGAGAGAGAGAUGGAUGGAGACCCCCUCGUCUAUGCCCAUCUGAUCCUCCUUCUCUCUUCUAGGUUUUCUCAAACCCUAAUCUCGCUCAUUCUCAUCUAGGUUUUUCGGCCUUUCUCCAAAACCCCUUCAUCCUGUUUCUCCUUCUCUUCGGCACGAUCUCAAGGCUUCCUUCCCGAUGAUGUCGGGAUUUUGUUAGGGUUUUGGUUUAGGGUUUGGGUUUUGGGCACUAUGAUGCUGAAGGAGAAGGCCCAUGACUUUGUGGAGUGGAGGGAGGAGUUCGUCUCUCGGGAACGUGGCAGCCGCGUUGUCCAGUACUAUCUUGAGGAUUCCUCCGGAGGGUCUCAUCUCGCUGUCGUUGGCACCGAGAGGAGCCUCCGCCACAUGUUCUAUGCGAUCGCGGAGGAGUUUUGUCAUGAGUAUGGUGCCGACUCUUGUCUUAGGUGGAGAUCCAAGAGGGAGGUCGUUGAUUGGCUUUCCUCGUUCAUCUCUCCUCGCCAAGGAUCACAGAAAAAUGAUUCAUUACCUAAAACAGGUGCUGAUAUUACCGCAGAUAAAGUCACUAGUCCUGGAACCUGUCCGCGCAAACCAUUAGAUCAGCCAGGAAGGAACCUGAGAAGUCACAAGUCAGACAUCACAUGGACUGGUGAUUCCUGGACUUGUGGCAAGCUACUUCGACACUACAAAGCAUUCUGUCGCAAUGGAACUAUGAUAACUACUCAUUCUUUUGUUCUUGUCAUGUCGGAGGGGGAGAGCCGCUAUCUUGCUUAUUUAGAUGACAUGUAUGAAGAUAAGAAAGGGCAGAAAAAGGUUAAAGUUAGAUGGUUUCAUCAGAAUCAGGAAUUUGCCUGUGCAAUACCGCCACCAACUCCUCAUCCCAGAGAAGUCUUCAUAACCCCAUAUUUUCAGGUCAUCAGUGCUGAAUGUGUGGAUGACCUCGCCACUGUUUUAACUCCUGAUCACUUUGAGAAAUGUUUGGCUGCUCUUCCUUAUGAUUCUUCAUCCGGAAUACAUCUGUGCUUUCGGCAAUACUCCAAAAACAAAUUCAAGUCUUUUGAUCUAAGCUCUUUGAGUGGGUAUUAUGAUCAGGCAGUUCUAUUAUGCUUAAAUAUUUGUACGGUGUCUUGUGAGGAUGAGGAUGAGAUUGGUCAUAGGAACUCUAUGAAAAAUUGCAAGCCCAGGAAAAUAAGGAUUGUCAAAGGAAAUAAACAGUUUUUUACUGGUCCCUUGGGUGUGAGAGUAUCAAGCCGUGCAAGUCACAUAGCAUCAUGCAAGUCCCCCUAUCAGAAUAUGAGGUUUGGUUUACAUGCUAUGGGGUCUCUGUCAACUAGGUUUAGAAACCCCCUUCAUUGCCUUAAUCUGCCAUAUAAGGUUGACCAAAAGGUAGAGAUGCUUUGCCAAGACAGUGGCAUCAGAGGUUGUUGGUUUAGGUGUACAGUUUUACGGUUAUCUGAGAAGCGGCUGAAGGUUCAAUAUGAUGAUGUGAUGGAUGAAGAUGGAUGUGGGAAUUUGGAGGAAUGGGUUCCUGCAUUAAAAGCUGCAGCUCCUGAUAAACUAGGAAUGAGAUGCUCAGGCAGACUUACAAUUCGACCCUGUCAGCCAUGUAACUCUUUGCCUGAUGAUCGUCCUUUGCAAAUCGGAGCUCCUGUUGAUGCGUGGUGGAAUGAUGGCUGGUGGGAAGGAGUAAUAAUUGGAGUAGAAAGCCCGCUAGAUGAUAGUAUACAAGUUUAUUUCCCAGGUGAAGAUGUAUUCUUAACAUGCACAAGGAAAUGCCUCAGAAUAUCCAUGGACUGGAUGGUGGACCGGUGGGUUGAUAUAGAUGCCAAGCCUGAUGUCUUAUCUGCCAUAUCUUCAUUCAGCCCAGGGCCGAAGCUAUCACCAUGUUCUACCUUCUCCAAGGUUGCUGAGUCUGGUAGUUCAGUAAUGUCAGAUCGUGAUACCGCCCCCAUCAAAGCCAAUGCAACCGAUGAAGACAAGAAAAUAACAGCUAGCUUGGGAAACAUGGCUGAUGAGUUAAUAGGCAACAUGAACAUGGCAAAUCCUGGGAAGCGACUGAAGCUUACAGAUGAUGAUGGUGGGGGAGAGGGUGAUGUUCAUUGAGGGAUUGGUGAUUGAAGCUGUGUUAAUGCAUAUGCUCCAACUUCAUGUUACUGUACAUAUACUGGAGGAUAAAGAGGAGGCUGGGUAAAGGGAUCAUGGGUCAAUUGAUUUCCAAUCUCAGGUUGAUAUUGAUUAGCUGGAGAUGGCUGCUGUGUCUCUACUGUAUACAGUCAGUUGUGUUUUUACCCACUCUUAUAGAGAUGUGGCUCUCUUAGCGUAGCAAUGCAAUUAGCUACCACGUGGAUGAGAUCCAAAUCAGGAUCAUGGGAAGUAGAAUUGUUUAGUUUGUAAUAUUAUUAUGGUGGUGGUUGUUAUCUGCAACAGCUAUCAGUCAUUCUACUCUCUCAGUUGUAUUACUGUUUUCUUGUUUUCUUAUAGGGAGUCUUGUUGAAGUGCAUGUAGUGUUUGUUGUCUUCCAAGUUAAAUGCAAGGGCAGCACACAACUGAACAAGAAUGUUGUUCAUGUGUUUGUCA